This is a messenger RNA of Clonostachys solani, 264 nucleotides long. The record is from the annotation of a GenBank genome assembly. NCBI's taxonomy places the organism in Eukaryota, Fungi, Ascomycota, Sordariomycetes, Hypocreales, Bionectriaceae.
AUGAUUGGCUGUUCAUUUAUUCAACGGCAGAACAAGUGCCGACUUUAUUCCAAGUUCACAGCUUUCGAACUAAGGCAGGAGAGACGCGCCGACCUGCACACCGCGUCUGACCGCGUAAAGUACCUCUACCGAAGCUCCAAUGAGUGGAAAUCCCGACGUCAUAUUCCUCUAAUCAGCGUCGAGGUAAAAAUAAUUUCAACAUCAGCAAGGUGGGCGGUUUCUCCAGCAGGACAGCCCCAUUGCACGACCAUCAUGACGUUAUAA